Molecule: messenger RNA, 2238 nt
Organism: Poecilia reticulata (guppy)
Lineage: Eukaryota; Metazoa; Chordata; Actinopteri; Cyprinodontiformes; Poeciliidae
Source: RefSeq, a predicted model, not a curated record
UUUCCAGACAGUGGAAUACUGUAUUUUGACCCUAAUAAACUGAUUUCCACUUUUAUAAUGGUUUUGUUUUAAAUCAGCUUCUAUAAAAUAUGUUUAUCAUUUAGAACUACAAAGCUUAAGAAURAAAUAAAUUCAAUGCAAAACAUGAAAACCAUUAAAAAUAUAAUAAAGUAGUCACCCUCCUAUUAUUAUAACAGGACAAAACAAAGAAGAAAAAUGACUUAAAAUAAUGUACACGUCACCUCUAACUGAUUCUGCUUCAGAAACUAAAUAACAGAUAAAAGCAGCGACAGUAAAUCAAUAUUUAUCUGCAAUAAAACAUCAGAAUAAAAACAGUAUCAGGCAAAACUUUAAUUAUAUUGGUUGCAUCGAGCAGAUAUCGACUGUUAAGGUGAGUUUCAGCAUCAGCUGYGCUAAAUUUUGAAAUUUUGUUGAUUUUAUUAUUUAUAAUAACCUUAAAGAACAACAAUAUUUCAAAAAUAGUAAAUAAUGUGUUGAAUAAUACCGAUUCUUGUUCUCACUUUUUUUUCUGUUGUGUAAAUUUUCUGUUAAAGGUUAUGAUAAUAAUUUUGUCAAUUGCUAAUAAAGUUUUCUUUUUUUUUAGCCGGGCAGUCGCGUACUCAUGACGUCAGGUUACCGUGGAAACAGGCGUCACAUGCUUUAUCGGGGAGCUAGCUGCUAGUAGCUAGUUGAUGUUUGCAGCACAGCUGAGUUUAAUCAUAAUGUAAGAGGCAUAAAAAUGUCUCAACGGGUAGUUGAGAUGUUGUUGUAAUGUCAAGAAAUAUGAACUAAACCUUCAUUUAGAAGGUAAAUGGCGAAGAAAGCAGAGCUGCUAACGCUAGCAGGUGUUUGAGAGAAACCCGUCAUCCUUCAGAAAAGUGUCCAGGACAGUCCAGCUUGGAAAUUUGAGGCUCCGCAGAGACCAGGACAUGUUAAUGGAGAUGAUGGAGGACGAGGAGGCUGUGAUGUCAGAGCUGAGGAGGCAGCUGGAGGAUGAAGGUCUGAGCCCAGAGGAGCAGAUGGUCCUCCUGAACGAAACCCUGAACAAGGUUCUGAACUCUGCUGCGGUGCAGACAGACAGCGGGGCGCUGACUCGGGCCAAGACUCGGUUCUACCACAGCGGGAUUCUGAGUCACUGUGUCCGGGUUCUGUCUCUGAGUCCCAGCAGGCUGAGGGGGAACUGGGCCUCUGCUGCCACGCUGGCCCACCUGACCAGCUCCAGCUGCGUGGGGGCGGWGCCAGGCAGACGCGCCGAGGCGUUUCAUAGGCUGUUCCUGCCGUCAGUGGUGGACGUGCUGCUGUCAUUGGCCGGACAGSUGGUGARCCGUUCAGAGGCUMCGCCCCUCCUCAGGACGGUGAUGGACGCCGUUGGUUGGCUGCUCUCCGCUCACCCCCACCUCACGGCUCAGGUGCUAAGCUCCGCCCACUACGAGCAGAUCCAGAUGAGUGAUGAUGUCACCGUGUCGCUGCUCUGCAUCCAGAUGUGGAUUCAAACCUGUACAGUCAACAGAGACUUCCUGUCCCAGCUGAGCGACGAAUCGGCUCUGCUGCUGCUCAACGACGCCGUCGCUCAGUUGGCUCUCAGCUCAGACGCCGCUGUGGGCGGAGCCUCCAUCAGGCUGAUGCUCCUGAUGGCCAAUCAGAUGGGACCGCUGCUCCGCAAGCUACUGUUCAACUUUAAAGGUCUGGACAGCCUGCUGGAGAAAGACUGGAGGGGGCGGGCCUUUGAACAGGAAGUGGAUCAGCUGAUUGCAGUCAUCCGGCAGGAAGAAGAAGCCGUCAGCCGUCAGUCAGAGGUGAGCAGUGAGCGCGUGCGGGCGGCAUGUGUGAUCCAGGCGGCGUGGCGUUCGGUUCUGACCCGGCGCAGAGUGAAGAGCCUCAGCAGAGCCGUGAGCGCGCUGCAGCGCAGAUACAGGGCGCGGCGCAGRCGUCUGCAGCAGCWGGAAGCGGCGCAGCAGUGGGAGGAGCAGCUACGCUACCAGGUGUGUGUGCGGCGGCAGCAGGCGAGGCGGCGCCUGCAUCAGAAGCAGAGGGUGAGCCGACUGCCCUGGUGGCGGACGCUGGGAGACACGAACACAGGGGCAGAGUCAGGCCACCUGCCGGAGCUGGAGGCGGAGCUUGGAGGACUGUUCAUCGGAGGGUUGGCGCUGGAUGGCGAGAAACUUUAGCAGCAGGAUGUGAAUCAUGUGAAGUUGGUUAUUUUUUAUUUCUAAUAAAACAUGAAUUUAUCAAAGCAGA